AUGAAUACUGACGGAGUGUUGUCUUCUCCUGCCCUGGCAGUGGUGCUGAUCGGAGACUCCGGCGUGGGGAAGAGUAACCUCUUAUCCCGUUUCACACGGAAUGAGUUCAACCUGGAGAGCAAAAGCACCAUUGGGGUGGAGUUUGCCACCAGAAGCAUCCAGGUGGAUGGGAAGACUAUAAAGGCCCAGAUCUGGGACACGGCAGGCCAGGAGCGCUAUCGUGCCAUCACCUCUGCCUACUACCGUGGUGCCGUCGGGGCCCUUCUGGUUUACGACAUUGCCAAGCACCUGACGUACGAGAACGUGGAGCGUUGGCUGAAGGAGCUGCGGGAUCACGCCGACAACAACAUUGUCAUCAUGUUGGUGGGAAACAAGAGCGACUUGCGUCACCUGAGAGCGGUACCGACGGACGAGGCCCGGGCUUUCGCAGAAAAAAACAAUCUCUCGUUCAUUGAAACUUCAGCACUCGACUCAACAAAUGUAGAAGAAGCCUUCAAGAACAUCCUUACAGAGAUUUAUCGCAUCGUGUCCCAGAAGCAGAUCGCGGACCGGUCUGCCCACGACGAGUCUCCGGGAAACAACGUGGUGGACAUCAGCGUGCCUCCCACCACCGACGGACAGAAAUCCAAUAAACUCCAGUGCUGCCAGAACCUGUGACCCUCCCUCGGCCGCUGCCCGCCCUUCUCCUCAAGGCCUGCCCUUCAGCGGGAGACACGUGCGCACUGCUCCUUCCUCGGCCCCCCCUGACCCCCUCCUCCCCCCCCAACCCUUCUCAAAGAGGGCUAACCUCCCCUCCCCCGUGACCGGUGAUGAAUGUAGUGCUGAGGGUGGGGUGGGGGAUGCGGGGUGGGGGGUGUCUUUGAAAUUCCACCACGAGCCAGGAAGUGUUCUCUUGUGUGUGUGUGUGCGUGCUUGUGUGUGUGUGCGCCUCGUUUAGAGGAACGGGGAGGAUGGGUGCUUGAGGGACCUCAAGGGAGUGUUGCUGUUGUCUUUCUUUGUGGCCAUUCAGGCACAAAAGAACUCUUUAAAAGUCAAGGAGAAGCCCUUCUUUUCUGGCUUCUGUCUGGUGGGCGUGUCAAGACACCUGCACACUCACACCUGGCAAAACUCAUGGAUUGGCUUUGUGACUCGUCUCUCUUCCCGGUCUCGUGCCAGUGGGGGUUUUAUUUUGGGGGGUGUUGGUGGUGGUUUAGCUUUCCUCGCUUUUUCUCUCAGACCAGCCCACUUCUUUUCUCUUGGCUCUCCCCUCCCUCCCCUCCCUGCCCUCCCCCUUGCUUUCAGUUUGGGACAGUGAAGUCUGUCUGUGCGCAGUGAGCUCUUGACGCCACCAGGGCUGCGUGCACAUCCCGAGAACCGGCUCCGAAAUGUCACCCGCCCUGGCAUGACACUAACAAAUCUAGUAGACGAAGUGCCAGCCGAAGGCUUUCUGGGUCUCCUUUUUCACCAUCCGAAUGCUUCCUCGUGUAUCUCCGAGAUUCCAUCUCUGCAUGUCGCUUUCUUGACCAGCUAGUCCCUCCCCUCCCCCCCUCACCCCCUUGUU
Messenger RNA from Notechis scutatus (mainland tiger snake), 1540 nucleotides. The record is from RefSeq and is a predicted model, not a curated record. Lineage: Eukaryota; Metazoa; Chordata; Lepidosauria; Squamata; Elapidae.